This is a messenger RNA of Alligator sinensis (Chinese alligator), 1728 nucleotides long. RefSeq names its product ankyrin repeat, SAM and basic leucine zipper domain containing 1 (gene ASZ1). Gene Ontology annotation, molecular function: protein binding. The transcript is spliced from 14 exons. Gene Ontology annotation, cellular component: pi-body. Gene Ontology annotation, biological process: piRNA processing. The record is from RefSeq and is a predicted model, not a curated record. The coding region runs from base 2 to 1450 and encodes 482 amino acids. NCBI's taxonomy places the organism in Eukaryota, Metazoa, Chordata, Crocodylia, Alligatoridae.
CAUGGCGCGCGUGUCGCGGUCGCUGGCGGCGCCGGGUGGCUGCAGCGACAGCGACAGCGACGAAGACUGCUGGUUCCUCGGGCUCGGCCACGACGCGCCGCAGCCUGAAUUACCUCUGAAUAUGACAUUUAAUGACACAUUGCAGAUAAAAGACAAGGAAGAAAGAUUAAAGAAAGCAUUGACUUCCGGGAAUGUGUCCUUAGUUGAAGAGCUCUUAAACUCAGGUGUGAGUGUAGAUAUUAGUUUUCAAUUUGGAUGGACUCCCCUUAUGUAUGCUGCUAGUGUUGCUAAUGUGGAACUAGUGCAUAUCCUACUCGACAGAGGUGCUAAUGCAAGCUUUGAGAAGGAUCAAUAUACAGUUUUGAUGUCUGCAUGUACCGCACAUGCUUCAGAGGAGCAGAUUUUGAAGUGUGUAGAACUGCUUCUCUCAAGGAAUGCUAAUCCCAGUGUUGCUUGCAGGAAAAAAAUGAGUCCUCUUAUGUAUGCUGCUCGAGAAGGCCACCCUCAGGUUGUUGCUCUUCUUGUUGCUCAUGGAUCACAAAUAAAUGGCCAGGAUGAAAAUGGUUAUACAGCAUUGAUGUGGGCAGCACGGCAAGGACAUAAACGUGUAAUUUUUAAGCUGCUUGAACUUGGGGCUGAUAAAAGUCUACAAACCAAAGAUGGAAAGACAGCUGGAGAGAUUGCCAAAAGCAAUAAACAUUCUGAGCUUUUUAGUUUACUUUCUUUGACUGCAAAUCCUUUGCAAGGAAGGGUCCAGAGCCUAGUUAAGGAAGAGGCUGUACACAAACUUCUGAAAGCAAUCCCUGAUGCACCUAGAGGUCACAGUGUCAGUUCCUAUACAGCUUUUGGUGAUCUGGAAGUGUUUUUACAUGGUCUUGGUCUAGAACACAUGGCAGAGUUACUAAAGGAAAGAGAUAUAACCUUAAGGCAGCUUUUAACCAUGGGAAAAGAUGACUUUGCACAGUUUGGAAUUACAAAUACAAGAGACCAACAGAAAAUCCUUGAGGCUGCUAAAGAACUACAGAUAGAAGAACUAAAAUUUGGAGAGUUGCCUGAAGUGAUGAAGUUAGAAUUCAGUGGUGAUGAGUUCCUCACUUUUCUUCUGAAACUGAAUAGACAGUGUGGUCACCUUACAGCUGCUGUGCAGUCUAUCAUCACCCAGUUACCCUCAAACUCUCAGAAGAUUGUACUGGAGUGGGGUCCACCCCAGAGCUUCACUAAAGUUUGUGAGGACUUGGUCUGCAGUGUUGAAGAUUUGGGUGAAGAAGUUAGUAAAUUGAAGGACCUUAUGCAAAAGUUUCAAAAUGGACAGAAGAAUGACCCCAGUCGUGUGCAACUCCUAGAAAGAACACCCACAUGGAAGAAUAGAUUAAUAAAAAAGGGAGCAGUAACCCUGUUUGGAUUUGGAAUUGUCUUACUUAUGACCAAAGUAACCUUAAGGAAAACCUAAUUUUUAACAAACAUUUUGUUCUGAAAUAUGUUAUCUGUUCACUGGAUAGAACUACAACUUGUAUUUAUAAUGUGAGAAGAUACCUGAAGAACCAAACAAGAACCUGUUACCACAGUCUUCAAAGCUUCAUUUUUGAAGAGUUUAAAUGUUAUAAUUAUCAGUACUUGGAAGUUAGAAACAGAUUACGUUGCAAACUCAAUCCAGCUUUCUUUAAAAAGUGUUCUUUAAAAAUCUACUUUAAAUUUUGUUAUAGCUUGUAAAUUUAGAAAUAAAACCUG